CUUAACCGGUUGGUUCAGGUACAAAUUGUCUGCUUUACUCGUUCUGGGUAAAUAGACUAAUCGGACCAGAUUGGAGGUUGAUUGCCGAUUUUACCGAUCGGACCGUCCGAUCCGGUGCGGUCUUCACAACAUUGGUUAAAGGGUUGCUGACGGUCAUCAAAAGUGAAGCCGGGGUACAAAUUGUCUGCUUCACUCGUUCUGGUUAAAUAGACUAAUCGGACCAGAUUGGAGGUCGAUUGCCGAUUUUACCGAUCGGACCAUUCGGUCCGGUGCGAUCUUCACAACAUUGGUUAAAGGGUUGCUGCCGAUCAUCAAAAGUGAAGCCGGAAGCCCCCUAAUGAAAGUGGAAGUUAGAGAGAUAACAUAGUAUUUGAAAUAGAGAGAGACCAUUGGGGCGAGUGUGAAGCCCCAUCAGAGCCUCUUGGUAAGCUCGAUCCUGAACAUGAAGACUGUGGAAAAGCAUGAGAAGUAUUUGGGAUUAGCUACGGUGGCAGGCAGAUCGAAGAAGGAAUUAUUCUCUACCAUCAAGGAAAGGGUGAGGAAGAAGCUCUCGGGAUGGAAGGAGAGGAACAUGUCAGCAGCGGCGAGAGAGAUUUUAAUUAAAUCAGUUGCCCAGGCUCAAUUGACUUAUGUCAUGUCGGUAUUCCGUGUACCAGAAGGAAUUAUAGAUGAGGUCCAUAGUAUGAUUAUGAGGUUCUGGUGGGGGCAAAAAGGAACUGAAAAGAGAAUCCCAUGGCUAGCGAGGGAGAAGCUUGUUUGUCCAAAGGCGGAGGGGGGCAUUGGCUUCCGAGACCUGCGGGGUUUCAACAAUGCCCUGCUAGCUAGGCAAUUAUGGAACCUCCAUCAGCGGCCUGGCUCUCUUAUUGCGAGGAUGAUGAAAGCAAAAUAUUAUAAGAAUGGGACCGCACUCGAGGCAAAUGUCGGCUACCGACCAAGCUUUGUAUGGCGUAGUCUGAUGAGCGCACAAGAGUUCUUAUGCAGUGGUUUGAGGUGGAGGAUUGGGAACGGGGAUUUGGUUCGUAUCUGGGGAGAUCGGUGGUUGCCGGACGUACCAGGUUUCUUCGUUCAGUCACCGCCGAUGGGGCUGCCGGUAGACUCGAAGGUCAGUGAACUGAUUGAUGCAAAUACGGAGCAGUGGGAUGCAGUACUUAUUGAAAGUUGUUUUCCAACGGCGAUGGCUGAGUCCAUCUUGCGCAUUCCAGUGCGAGGUAUUAGCGAUCCCGAUCGGCUGAUUUGGGCUUCGAGUAAAACAGGGAGCUAUGAAGUGAGGGAGGGAUACCGUGUGUGGUUGAAGGAGUUCAUGUCUGAUCGGGGGUUGCAGCCGAUAGGGGAGGCCAAUAUGUGGAAGACGAUUUGGUCCAUGAAAACGCCACCAAAAGUCCGCCAUUUUAUGUGGCGGUUUGCGAGAGUUUCUUUGGCUACGGGGGACCAGGUGAGUAUGAGAAGUGAGCGGAGAGGAGAUGAUUGUCCCUUUUGCAACUUGAGGGAGACACAAGUCCAUUUAUUUGGGGAGUGUAGUUGGGUCUGCCGAAUCUGGCGGGCAUCAACUUUAGCCAAGUGGUUUGAGAUGAGGGAUGAUAAGGGAUGCUUGGAAUGGGUAGCACGAGUGGCUCAGACAGCAACAGCAGAGGAGUUUGCGGACUGGAGUGUACUGCUAUGGUUUCUUUGGAAAGAACGAAACGCACAUCUAUUCAAUGGUGCAAAGUUGGCCGAAGAAGAAAUAGUGGUGCGCGCCCAAGCUUAUCUUGAUGAUUAUAGACAAUACCAGGAGACUUUGGAGAACUCACCGGGACCAGUCAUGGCGAAAACAUGGCAACGUCCAGCAACGGGAAAGAUUAAAGUGAAUGUGGAUGCAGGAGUCGUGGAUGGAGGUUUGGGCCUGGGUGUGGUUAUAAGAGAUGACAGGGGGCGCUUUGUGUUAGCGGCUGCGAAGAAAGUCCGAUACGGGGGAGAUCCGGAAAUGGGCGAGGCGCUAGCAGGGGAGUUUGGUCUCCUUUUGGUGCGACAGCAUCACUUGGGAUCCCCUGUACUCGAAACGGAUUGCCUUACGCUGGUGGGCAAGCUAUCGACAGCUAGAGAGGUCCACACUGAGGUGGGAGUUAUAUGCCGCAGUAUAUGUAAGCUGAUGGAGGAAAUUGGGGGAGGCGAGUGGAGACACGUUAGCAGGAUGGCAAAUGAGGCAGCCCAUAAAAUGGCGCAUGUCAAUACGAGAUGGAAUGAAGCAGAGGUCUGGUUUGAUAGACCACCAAUGUGUCUGCUCGAUCAGUUGAAACUCGAUGAUGUAACUGUUUCGUCUGAUUAAUAUUAGCUCCGAGCAGAUUUCUAUAAAAAAAAAGAAAUAGAGAGAGACCAUGAAGGAUUUGAUUGAUGACUCACUUAAAUACCCAAUUAAUUAAAAAGUGUAAUUUGG
This is a messenger RNA of Linum trigynum, 2410 nucleotides long. NCBI's taxonomy places the organism in Eukaryota, Viridiplantae, Streptophyta, Magnoliopsida, Malpighiales, Linaceae. The record is from the annotation of a GenBank genome assembly.